Arachis duranensis is the source of this 1132-nucleotide messenger RNA. Its product is annotated as E3 ubiquitin-protein ligase MPSR1. Bases 223 to 981 code for a protein of 252 amino acids. The transcript has a single exon. Gene Ontology annotation, molecular function: ubiquitin protein ligase activity. Gene Ontology annotation, biological process: protein ubiquitination. NCBI's taxonomy places the organism in Eukaryota, Viridiplantae, Streptophyta, Magnoliopsida, Fabales, Fabaceae. The record is from RefSeq and is a predicted model, not a curated record. Gene Ontology annotation, cellular component: cytoplasm.
AAUACUCAAGAUAACCACGUUUCUUAACAUUCCAAGUUUCCAACAACCAAAACUUCCAGAUCCUUCCACCACAUUCUCAAACAUUUCAGUGUGCACCAUUAUUUCCCUCCUCCCUCUCAUAAAUAAAACCCCCUCACAACCCACCACCCAAUCCCACGAAGUACCCCAAAAGCCCUCCGCUCUCUUAAUUUACCAAUUUAACCUUGCGUCCUUUUAAGCUCCAUGGCAUCCGAGCCUGACGUUUUCGAAAGAUUUGUUAGAAACAGAGAUAUGACUCUGUUUUUGCCUUUCCUCUUUGGCUUCUCUGAUUCUCAGUCUCGGGAUUCUUCAUCGCAAAACCAAGAUAACGACGAAAUGGGAGAAAGGAUCGCCGAUACUCCCAACCGAGAGAGGAUCAUACUAGUAAACCCCUUCACGCAAAGCAUGGUUGUCAUCGACGGCGCUUCAAGCCUCGAAGCUCUGUUUCGCGACAUGGCCGUUAACAACAGCAGCAAAGCCGGAAGACCUCCAGCUACGAAGGAAUCCAUUGACGCCAUGCCGAGCUUUGUAAUCAAAGAAGGUGAAGUUGAAGUAGGAGAGUGUGUUGUGUGUUUGGAGGAUUUUGGUGUUGGUGCUUUGGUUAAAGAGAUGCCAUGUAAGCACAGGUUUCAUCCGAAUUGCAUUGAGAAGUGGCUUGGGAUGCAUGGAACUUGCCCUGUUUGCAGGUACGAGAUGCCGGUUGAGGAAAAAGAUGAAGGGAAGAAGAGGGAUAGUGAAGGAGAAGAAGAACAAGAAGGAGGAGAAAGAGAGAGGAGAAGAAUCGGUAAUGGUGAAGUUUGGGUUAGUUUUUCUUUUAACAGGGGUAUUAGUAGGAGACAUAACGACGAUCAGAAUCACAAUCAGAAUCAAAAUCAAGAUUCUUCUGGUGGUGGUGAUGAUGAUCCUAAUUCGGGUGAUUAUGCAUCAUCAACUGCUGGAGGUGAUGCUGAAGCAGAAAAUUAGGGUUCCUUUUUUCCUUUUUUAAAUUUCAAUUUUUUGGUCGGCUGAGAAUGUUGGGUUUUUACAGUGUUGGUCAAAAUUAUGUACAGGAUACAGAGGCACAAAAUUGUUUGUAUCAUAUCAUUGUGGGAAUAAAUAAGUCGCUGAUUUUUUA